Molecule: messenger RNA, 1737 nt
Organism: Salarias fasciatus (jewelled blenny)
Lineage: Eukaryota; Metazoa; Chordata; Actinopteri; Blenniiformes; Blenniidae
Product: B-cell receptor CD22-like
Exons: 8
Coding region: 105-1238 (377 amino acids)
Source: RefSeq, a predicted model, not a curated record
AGCAGGAACUCUGUUUCUGUUCACAUUGUAACGAGUUCCUGGAGAGAUUUGAGACUUUAACUGCAGCGGAUCAGCUGGAAUACACACAGUUGCUUACAGUCAACAUGUUUCUUCUUCUGAGUGUUUUCUUCCUCCCAGCUGUUUUGGUUCAUUGUGCCGAUCCAGAAGAAUAUCUCCUCAUCACUGCACCAAAGAGUCUGGAAGCAGUGAAUGGAUCCUGUUUGAUUAUCCCGUGCAGCUUUGAAGCUCUUGAUAAAGAAAAGUUUAAUAACUCAAGAAAAAUAGUUGCACUGUGGAUUAAAGAUGAAUCAAAUUUUGAGGAUCAUCCAGAAAGAAUAGUUUUUAACAGCAGUGAUGCAGUUAACUACCCUAAUAUCAGCAUCAUCGGAGACCUGAAAGAAAGAAACUGCACCACCAAGUUUAAUAGAUUACCUUUAAAUGACACAACGUUUUACUUUAGAAUUGAGAAUGAAUCAUUCAAGGCCACAGCUGCUUUUGAUCCUGUUGAAAUUAAACUGAAAGGUUCUCCUCCGAGGCCCAGAUUAGAAGACUCAGGUGGUCUGAAGGACCUGAAGGAGAAGGAGUCUGUCACGAUAACCUGCUCAGCUCUCACUCCCUGUCCACACUCCCCUCCUCAACUCACCUGGAGUCUCCAACAAGACGCUCACAGCCAAACUGAGCAAAACACAGACGGAACCUUCAGCACUACAAUCCAGAAGACCAUCACUCUGUCAGACACACAUGAUGGAUUGAAGAUCAGCUGCUCUGCUGUGUAUCCUGUUGAUGGAGGAGAAGCUGUGAAAACACCUGUGGCAGAGUUAACUCUCAGUGUUUCAUAUGCUCCUAAAGACACGACAGCCCCAUCAGGAAGCCUUGGUCCUUUGGUGAUCUCCAUUUCAGUGAGCAUCGGCUUUGUGUUCAUCUGCCUGGUUUUCUCUGUCUGGUGGUUUAAGAGGCGUCGACGCCCACAACAGACUCAGGCUCAAACAGCAGAGGAGUUUUCCAGCUACUUGGCGGCAGACGAAGCAGAGAGGGACGUCAGCGGCGACGAAGGCCUUCAAUACGAACACGUCAGCUUCUCAAAGCGGAGAGAUGAAGCUGUGACCGUGUCAGCUCAGGACACCAGACAGCAGGAAGAGACCGUGUACACACAGGUCAAAGUUCACAAGCCAGAAAGCCACUCAAGUCAGGUUGCUGAUGUGCCCGAGGAUCUCUACGCUAAAGUCAAGAAAAAAUGAGUUUCUUCAACCUCCACAUCCUGCAGAUCAAAUCCAAAAGAGCUAACCACUGCUCCACCGUGCCUCAACACACUUUAGUUAUAUCUGUCAAGUUCUUAUUUUUAUCAUUUUUUUCCCCGUUUGUAAAUCGUGUUUGCUUUUCUGCAUAAUUUGAUCUUCUAUUUGUGUUGAGAAACACUGUAAAACAAAUAAGUAUUGCUAUUCUUUAUAUUUGCAACAUAUGCACUGGAAAAUCUGUAACAUUAAAUUGCAGUGAUGGCAAAUUUUAAGAAUCAGAUCCUAACAUUUUCCAAUGAUUGUAAAUUAAAUAGAACAAAAUAAAAAUGAAAUAUUUCACUUAAAGUCUGAUAAACAUGAAGAAUGUGGAACAUUUACGAAUGAUGUUCAAUUAUGGGGAAGAAGUGAAACAUCUGACUAACUGGUUGUCCAUUUGUUUUUGUAAAGUUUCUGUAAAAAUGAAAAAGUCAAAAAAAGUUUCUGCAAUUGAAUCCAUUUAUUC